ACCAAAAUACCCUCCCCUUCCCUAGGGUUUAUCCCCCUUCUCCGGCACCCAAAACCUCCAUGGCCGGAGCUCCAAAUUCCGCCGCCACCGCUGCCUCCCCGUUCCCCUCCCCACCCCUACUGCGGACCCUUUCCAUACACACCCCGAACGCCGCCGCCGCCGCCUCAUGAUCCGCCGCCACGCGGCGGCGGCGACAGCCCUUCGCGCCCACCUGCGCCGCGCCUGCUCGUCCCACGCCGCCGACCCCGACGAUCAGCUGCUUGGCCUCGUCGAGGCCCCCAAGACGCACCCCAGAUCCCGCCUCUCAGCCAAAGACCUCGCCUUUCUUAAGGAGCCCACGCCACCCCUCCCCGCCGCCGCCCUCCCGCCCCCGGAGGCCGUCCUCAUCUCCAAGGCGAUCAGAGCCUACGCCACCGACUUCGACGGCAGUGCGGAGCGGUUCCUGCGGCGGUACCGGGAAUACCUGACCGAUGCCGUGGUGGUCGCCGUGCUGCGGUUGGUGCGCGCCCCGGAGAUUUGUGUCAGGUUCUUCCUUUGGGCUGAGCGGCAGGUGGGGUACAGCCACACCAGUGCCUGCUACGACGAGCUCGCGGAGGCACUGAGUUUUGAGGACCGUGCUAGGACCGCUGAGAGGCUGCUGAGGGAGAUUGGGGAGGAUGACCGUGAGGUGCUCGGCAGAUUGCUCAAUGUGCUUGUGCGGAAAUGCUGCCGUCAUGGAGCAUGGACCGAGGCAUUGGAGGAGCUUGGGAGGCUGAAGGAUUUUGGGUAUAGGCCAUUGGGUGCGACCUACAACGCUCUGGUGCAGGUGCUUGCAACAGCAGGGCAGGUGGAUAUGGGGUUCAGGGUGCAGAAGGAGAUGUCUGAAUCGGGAUUCUGCAUGGAUAAGUUCACAGUUGGGUGCUUUGCUCAGGCUCUAUGCAAAGAGGGGCGAUAUUCAGAUGCUCUUGACAUGAUAGAGAGGGAGGAUUUCAAACUUGACACAGUGUUGUGCACCCAGAUGAUCAGUGGACUGAUGGAAGCCUCCCUUUUUGAUGAGGCGAUUUCAUUCCUCCACAGGAUGCGGUGCAACUCAUGCAUUCCCAAUGUCGUCACAUACAGGACAUUGCUCUCUGGAUUUUUGAAAAAGAAGCAGCUUGGCUGGUGCAAAAGGGUAAUCAACAUGAUGAUGAAGGAGGGUUGUAAUCCAAACCCUUCAUUGUUUAAUUCACUCGUGCAUAGUUAUUGCAAUGCCGGGGAUUACCUAUAUGCUUAUAAACUUUUAAAGAGGAUGGCUGCUUGUAGUUGCCCUCCUGGCUAUGUCGUAUACAAUAUUUUUAUUGGAAGCAUCUGUGGUGGGGAGGAAUUGCCGAACCCUGAAUUGUUGGCUUUGGCAGAGAAAGUUUAUGAGGAGAUGCUGGCUUCCAGUUGCGUUCUUAAUAAGGUUAACACUGCCAAUUUUGCUCGAUGCCUUUGUGGUGUGGGGAAGUUUGAUAAGGCGUUUCAGAUCAUUAAAGUGAUGAUGAAAAAAGGUUUUGUACCUGAUACAAGCACAUACUCUAAGGUGAUUGCUUUUUUGUGUCAGGCUAUGAAGGUAGAAAAAGCUUUCCUUUUGUUCCAAGAGAUGAAGAAUGUCGGUGUCAACCCUGAUGUUUAUACAUAUACAAUUUUGAUUGAUAGCUUUUGUAAGGCUGGUCUCAUUGAACAAGCACAAAGCUGGUAUGAUGAGAUGAUGAGUGUGGGCUGCUCCCCAAAUGUAGUAACAUACACUGCACUGCUUCAUGCUUACCUGAAAGCAAAGCAGCUAUCUCAAGCUAGUGACUUCUUUCACAGAAUGGUUGAUGCUGGCUGUCCUCCCAAUGCGAUCACCUACAGCGCUCUAAUUGAUGGCCUCUGUAAGGCAGGUGAAAUAAAAAAGGCUUGUGAAGUCUAUGCCAAAUUGAUAGGAACUUCUGGCAGUGUAGAAUCUGAAUUUUACUUUGAAGGCAAGCACACAGAUGCCGUUGCUCCAAAUGUUGUUACAUAUGGUGCACUAAUAGAUGGUUUGUGUAAGGCGCACAAAGUGGUCGAUGCUCAUGAAUUGCUAGAUGCUAUGUCAUUGACUGGGUGCGAGCCAAAUCACAUUAUAUAUGAUGCUUUGAUUGAUGGAUUUUGCAAAGUUGGAAAGAUUGAUAAUGCUCAGGAGGUAUUUCUGAGGAUGACUAAGUGUGGUUACUUGCCUACCGUGCAUACAUACACCUCCUUAAUUGAUGCAAUGUUUAAGGGCAAAAGGCUUGAUCUAGCCAUGAAAGUUCUCUCUCAGAUGUUGGAGGGUUCUUGCACUCCUAAUGUUGUCACUUACACAGCUAUGAUCGAUGGACUUUGUAGAAUAGGUGAAAGUGAAAAGGCCUUAAAGCUGCUGUCAAUGAUGGAAAAGAAGGGAUGCAGCCCAAAUGUUGUAACUUACACUGCACUAAUAGAUGGAUUAGGAAAAUCUGGUAAAGUUGAAAUAGGCCUUCAGCUUUUUACACAAAUGAGCACAAAAGGGUGUGCUCCUAACUAUGUUACCUACAGAGUACUGAUAAACCAUUGCUGUGGUGCUGGUCUUUUGGACAAGGCCCAUUCACUGCUCACUGAAAUGAAGCAAACUUACUGGCCAAAAUAUUUGCAAGGAUACAGCUAUGCGGUUCAAGGUUUUAGCAAGAAGUUCAUUGCUUCUCUUGGAUUGUUGGAGGAGAUGGAGUCACAUGGCACGGUGCCAAUAGCUCCAGUUUAUGGGUUGCUCAUUGAUAAUUUCUCUAAGGCUGGCAGACUGGAGAAAGCCUUGGAGUUGCAUAAAGAGAUGAUAGAAGUCUCACCAUCACUAAACAUAACCAGCAAGGUUGCGUAUGCUUCAUUAAUCCGGGCACUUUGUUUGGCAUCUCAUCUUGAAGAAGCAUUUGAAUUAUAUAGUGAAAUGGCGAGAAAAGGUGUUGUGCCAGAGCUAAGUGUCUUUGUUUGCCUUAUAAAGGGUCUAGUCAAAGUGAAUAAGUGGAAUGAAGCCUUGCAGUUGUGUUACAGCAUAUGUCAUGAGGGUGUAAACUGGCAGGACAACAACUCUUUUGAUGGAGGAUAGAGCUGUGUUGCCUUACUUGUCUUACUCCAAGUGACAGCAUUGUUCCUAAGAGCUUAUUUUCAAUGGGGCAUUUUGGUCCCAUGAUUUAGUUCUCUUUCAACAGUAUUCUAAAUAAAUACCUGAACGCUAAACAUUCCCCCAUGGAGCCAUCAAUUCUGAUCAUUGGAAGAUCGCAGUUGGAUGUGGUGACCUAGGAGAAAAAGAGCCGAGGAUGAAAAUGUGCAAAGAGAACAGAGGACUCAGAAGCAGUACAUGAUGACUGAAUUGAUUCUUAAAACUGUUUGUGGGCAUAUAUGGCCUUUCUGGAUGCUGAAGGAUAAGGUGAAGACCUUCAAAACAUUGUACAUAGUGAAGCUGCACUCAUGUUUCUCUUUUUUAUAUGGUAUAGGCCUAGCUGGUUCAUCUUCACCUCGACAGAGGAUCAUCUCAAUGGUUACCAAGAUGAUGGUUACAUAAAAUCUGCAAUGUGCAGUGAAGGCAACUUCUGAAGUUCAUACUUCACAAUUCUCUAUCCACCAAUUCGAAAUACAUCCUUCUGCUUCCUUCGAAUGCUGCUCUCAUGAUAGAGCAAUAAAGAUAUUAUGUAACUACAAAGGCAUACUCAAAUACAUUGAUGUUUCACUGUACAAAUCAGUGACUGAAGAAAUGAAGAGAUUCUAAGGAAUGCAGGGCUCUUCAUACCAUUGAUUAGCCAGGGCGCUGCCUUUUGAAUUGGUAAAGUAGUGAUUGGUAGUCGCAUCAUAUCUGAAUGCUUCUGGCAUUCUGUUACAUGUGCUUUCUUACAUGUAAUUUCCAAUAAACAUUGUAUCUUUAGUAGAUGCUCUAAAUGGCAUAAGUUUCUGACCGACGUCAUGCCACUGCCCACUGGAUGGUUUGAAUCCUUUGCUGCCAGGAUUGCUGGUGUGCUGUUUCAUGCCUACUGGAUGCAUUUUGGUGAACUGUUUAUAUUUUAUGAAAAGGGAAGAUUAAUUAUUAGUCGAGUGUUGCCACUUCUUUCAUUGGUUUGUGAAGGCUGUGAAGCAGAUUUGUGGGGCUCAUACGGUUAUCAUGGAGAGUUGCAGAGCAUAGAAAGAAAGUUGAUCAUGGUGCAGAUGUGAUGAUUUGUUCUUUUUGAAUAAAUCCGAGGUCUCAUGGACGAUUUACUUUUGGACA
Messenger RNA from Setaria italica (foxtail millet), 4222 nucleotides. RefSeq names its product pentatricopeptide repeat-containing protein At1g06710, mitochondrial. The coding region runs from base 167 to 3070 and encodes 967 amino acids. Gene Ontology annotation, molecular function: protein binding. NCBI's taxonomy places the organism in Eukaryota, Viridiplantae, Streptophyta, Magnoliopsida, Poales, Poaceae. The transcript has 4 exons. The record is from RefSeq and is a predicted model, not a curated record.